Vicia villosa (hairy vetch) is the source of this 661-nucleotide messenger RNA. RefSeq names its product pathogenesis-related protein 1-like. The coding region runs from base 1 to 528 and encodes 175 amino acids. The transcript is spliced from 2 exons. The record is from RefSeq and is a predicted model, not a curated record. Gene Ontology annotation, cellular component: extracellular region. Lineage: Eukaryota; Viridiplantae; Streptophyta; Magnoliopsida; Fabales; Fabaceae.
AUGUCAUCAUUUGCUGAUAUUGUGCGGCAGAAGGAGUACUGGUGGAUGAUUCUAUCACAUGUGUGUGUCUUAGGGUUAAUAUUUCUUGUGGGGAGUCAAGUUGCAUAUGCACAAGACUCGUCAACAGACUACGUGAACGCCCACAACGCAGCAAGAUCGCAGGUUGGUGUUUCAGAUAUUGCCUGGGACGAUACUGUCGCUGCUUUUGCACAAAACUAUGCUAAUCAACGUAAGGAUUGUCAACUAAUCCACUCCGGUGGUGGUGGCCGUUACGGGGAGAAUAUCGCGGUGAGCUCGGGUGGCAUGAGCGGUACAGAUGCAGUGAAGUUGUGGGUGGAUGAGAAAUCCGACUAUGAUUAUGAUAGUAAUACAUGUGCUGCUGGUAAAGUGUGUGGCCAUUAUACUCAAGUUGUUUGGAGAAACUCAGUUCGACUUGGAUGUGCGAAAGUGAGUUGUGACAAUGGAGGAACUUUCAUUACUUGCAACUAUGAUCCACCUGGUAACUAUAAUGGCGAGAAACCAUACUAAGUGCAUGAAGAAAUAUCAUCAUAAGUUUUCAAUUCAGCUAUAGAAUUCAUAAAUAAUACUAAAACAUAUGUACGUGAUGAGUUUCUGACUCGUUAUUUUAUAUAUGUUGAUAGUUCUCAAAUGUUUAUGUGAG